Molecule: messenger RNA, 912 nt
Organism: Penicillium arizonense
Lineage: Eukaryota; Fungi; Ascomycota; Eurotiomycetes; Eurotiales; Aspergillaceae
Exons: 3
Coding region: 1-912 (303 amino acids)
Source: RefSeq, a predicted model, not a curated record
AUGGCUACCACGCAGGGAUUUGCUCCAUCGAGAGAACAAUGCUCAACUCAGGAUCAGCUCCAAACAACAGACGUACACGGACUGGUAGACGAUGCAGUUGAAAAGAUUUCUGGCGAUACGGAGUUUAAGGACGAAAUCCCUCCACUUGGAUUUAUCUCAAUUGAAGUCAUUUUGCACAGACCCCCUGGGGAUCCUUUCAAUGAAAAAACAUGGCCGUUUCCGUUGAUCCGUGAGAAGGUGGCUGGCUCAUCAGAGGCGCAAGUUGUGUGCUCCGGACCAUAUGACGAUUCCUUCAUCGACAGAUUCGUUGAAGCUGGCCAGAGACUUGCGAAGCGUGGUGCGGUUGGUAUAAUCACGAGUUGCGGUUUCCUGGCUAUGGCACAAACAGAUCUUGCUGCUCAACUCCCUAUACCCAUUGCUACGUCUGCAUUAAUUCAAAUUCCGUCAAUACUAGCUGUCCUCCCUCCAGCACGCAGUGUUGGCAUCCUAACUUUCGAUGAUACGCGACUCGGUCCUCUUCAUCUCGCCAAACUAAAUAUACCUGCGGCUAGAUGUCACAUACGUGGUGCUCCGGAAGGCGGCCUUCUGCAGAGUCAUAUCCGUCAAGGUGUUGAAUAUGUCCACCAUGCAAUAUGCGAAGAACUAGUAACUGCGGCUCAGAAUCUAGUAGCUGAGCACCCUGAUAUUGCAGUUCUCUGCCUGGAGUGCACACAGAUGCCCCCUUUCUCAGAAGCUAUCCAGCAGGCGCUUCAACUUCCCGUCACAACCUACCGCGUAUCCUACUCGUCUCCCCGCAAGUCUAAGCCACUGGCUGCAAGUGAUGAAUGGGUCAGUUGGCGAAAUAUGGAACCUAAACCCACUGGUACCGUUUUCUUACCCGCAGCCAAGGAACCAACUCUAUGGCGGCUCUAA